GAGCGGCGGAGGAGAAGGCGGAGGCGCGGUUUCCCCGGCUGAUCGGGAAGGAAGGAUGACCGAGGGAGGAUGUGCACCAGCAGCCAGAUCAUCGGGAGCCUCCUGGUGCUCUCCGUGCUGGAGAUAGGGUUAGGGGUGUCCAGCGUGGCCGUGGGGGCGGUCAGUUUCAGCCUGGUCCUCACAGAGCAUAAACCUCAACUGGGAGACUCUUCUCCGGUAUGGAGCGGGGUGUGUUUUCUGCUUUGUGGCAUAUGUGGAAUAUUGUGUGCCAAAAAAAAAUCCGGACUUAUCAUGAUACUUUUUUCUGCCUGUUGCAUCUGUGGACUAAUCGGAGGAAUUUUAAAUUUUCAAUUUCUUCGUGCUCUCACAAAGAAGUCGUCUGCUCUCUAUUCUUUGCAUCUUGCCUCCAUGUCUCUUGCAUGCAUUGGAAUUGGUGGUUGCACCCUUUCUUCAUGGCUCACUUGUCGGCUAGCCAGCUAUGAACAAAGGCGAAUGUUCUCAGAAAGAGAACAUUCAUUGCAUCACUCCCAUGAAAUGGCAGAAAAAGAAAUGACAGACAACCUAAGCAAUGGUGGCCCACAUCUCAUUUAUAAUGGAAGCGUAUACUAAGAGAUUUUUUAAAGUUCCGUGGAAUGAAAUGGUUUUAGAAUUUUCUUCAGGAAAAUAAAAAUGACUUCCAGAAAUUGAGAAAAUGGAAUUAUCUUAGCUUUUAUGGCUCAAGUGUCACAACUGCAGAACAGCACAGUUACAUUUCCCUUUUAGAAACAUGUUCAAAAUUUAUCUCCUAAACAUUUUGCGGAUAUACAGUAUUUAUUCACUUCCUGGAUACUCUUUGUCUGAAAAACUGUUCAGAAUUGUGAUAGUAUUUGAAAUAGACUUCUCAAGACUCUUCUUAUGAAGACUCAAAAACCAGAAAAAAAUAAUGUAACUAUACCACACCUAACCCAACCACACGAUUCCUGAAGAGAAUGGAAAAGGGCAGAGGAAGGAUGGCUCUGGAGAAUUUUUUUUGUCCUCUGCAGUCAGCAGCAUCUGGUGUAAUAUGGUGGCUUCAGAUCAUGUGGCAUGGUACCAGCAACGCAUCUGCACAAGCCUCCUUUUCACACUGCAAAUGCAUCCAGCCUGUUUGCCCAGUAGAUUGUAUCAAAAAGAGAGUGCAAAUUACUCUUCCAAAAUGCUCCCAUUUCACAUGCAGAGUGUAAAUGAACAGUGUGCUGAAAACAACGCCAAUGUCUUUGUUUUGAAAGACAGAAUGCUCUAAGAAUGCCAUAAAUCAAAACCUCAACAAUGCCUUGUUGUAAAGAAAUUGUAAAUAUUUCCAAUUUGUGAAUGAAGUAUAUUU
Molecule: messenger RNA, 1342 nt
Organism: Centrocercus urophasianus (Greater sage-grouse)
Lineage: Eukaryota; Metazoa; Chordata; Aves; Galliformes; Phasianidae
Gene: TMEM196
Product: transmembrane protein 196
Exons: 4
Coding region: 70-609 (179 amino acids)
Source: RefSeq, a predicted model, not a curated record